CAGCAGUUUUCCCCACUGCUUCUCUGAUAUGCCAUUAGUUUUGCAUUCCUCACUUUUCCAUACAGCAUAAGAGGUGUUUGAACCUUCAGCAUGACUCUGGUAUUAGCACUUUUGCUUUGUAUGUUUUUGGGGACACAUGGUUUCAACACACAGCAUGUUAUUGAACCUCAGCCCAACUUUGAUGUGGAGAAAUUUGCAGGUGAAUGGUACCGGAUUGGACUUGCAGAUGAGUCACCGCUGUUUGCAAAGUUCAAGAACCAGCUGAUGGUUUCUAAAGGCCUUCUGGUAUCAGAUGCCAAUGGAAAUGUGAAUCUGACCAUGUGGAGCAUGAGACCAUAUGGAUGCAGCAUCAGUGUUUAUUCAUAUGAGAAGACAGAUGUUUCUGGAGAAUUCACUUACUUCAGCAAAAGGCACAAGAUAACAAAAGACAUCACAAUAGUGGAGACCAAUUAUACUGAUUAUAGUUUGGUCCUUAAAUACAAGAACAUGGACAAGGAAUACACUCAAGUAGCUCUUUAUGGACGGUCAUCCAUACAAAGGCCAGAUCUUAUAGAGAAGUUCAGAUCUUUUGCUUUAUCUCUGGGCUUUUCUGAGGAGGCCAUUGUCACUCCAGCAGAUAUUGAUCCCUGCCCCAUCCAAGAACCAAGCCAGCUGUGGAUUCAGACCUUGGGUUACAUAUAUUCUGUUUUGUUACACAUUUGGGGAACAGUGUUUGUUUGUACGCAAACAAUCAUUGAAGAAAUGCAACACUAUAACAUCGCCAAUGUAACGCAAUUUGUGCUACGCUCGUAAAGCCAGCAGGUGGAGCUGUUGUGACAGGACACAAUCAGCCAGCGUCACUGUUGACCAAUGAUAAUCUAGUGAUCCACCUGACGCUAAACAGAUAGUGCUGCUAAUAAUGUACAUGUAUUACAAUAGUUGCUUGCCUAAUGUUUACAGAACAAUUGUGUCAAAUCUUUGUGAUCAUUUUACAACCACUGUAUUUUCAAAUGAGCAAUAAAAAGGUUUUGUGCAAUUAAACAAAACAUACAGGUUUA
Messenger RNA from Labeo rohita (rohu), 1037 nucleotides. It is a transcript of the gene lcn15, whose product is annotated as lipocalin 15. Gene Ontology annotation, molecular function: serine-type endopeptidase inhibitor activity. The coding region runs from base 91 to 792 and encodes 233 amino acids. NCBI's taxonomy places the organism in Eukaryota, Metazoa, Chordata, Actinopteri, Cypriniformes, Cyprinidae. Gene Ontology annotation, cellular component: plasma membrane; cell surface. The record is from RefSeq and is a predicted model, not a curated record. The transcript is spliced from 7 exons.